Molecule: messenger RNA, 2463 nt
Organism: Diaporthe amygdali
Lineage: Eukaryota; Fungi; Ascomycota; Sordariomycetes; Diaporthales; Diaporthaceae
Product: copper amine oxidase
Exons: 5
Coding region: 1-2463 (820 amino acids)
Biological process (GO): amine metabolic process
Cellular component (GO): plasma membrane
Molecular function (GO): primary methylamine oxidase activity; copper ion binding; quinone binding
Source: RefSeq, a predicted model, not a curated record
AUGAAGCUCUCUCUGGGAUUCUCCGCCCCUGGCGCUUUGAGCGUCUACUUGGUCACUCUCGCUUCUGUGGGAGCCCUUGCCCGACCAUCCCCAGAGCCCAAGUCAGCAUGGGUCCGGAAGGGACAUGGCCGAAAGGCAAUAUCGGAUGUUCUCAAGGGGAAGAGGGACCUUCGUCGUUCAACAUCAACGCCUCUCAAUACCACUGCAUCUUGUGCCGGGGCUCUGGCCGCCGAGGUCUCUGCGCCCAAGGUGAACGUGUGGGCUGAGAUCGAAGGCACCGAUGCGGCUGCUGUUGUCUCGUGGUUGUUUAGCCAGCCUGAGUUCAAUUUGACCACCACAGAGAAUGCGACCGAAUGGGAUAACUCAGUGGUACUCAUCGAGGCAAUCCAGCCGAAUAAAUCAGACGUCUUGUCAUAUAUCGAUGGAUCUUCGUCAACACCGCCGAAAUGGGCGAAAGCUAUUCUAGACAUGCGGGCCUUUGAGGAGCCAUACUACCAGGAAAUCAUGGUUGGCCCUCUGCCAAUAAAUAACUCGACAACCACCUGGACACCUCUCACUUAUGGGUUGACAAAGGACAAUGCCGGCAAAGUUCGUAAUCUGGAUGCUGACAGCGAAUCAACGCUAUACACCGACUGGAUAUAUCCCAUCAGUGCUUCCGUUGCCGACAUCACACUCGAUCUCUGGAAUGGCACUGCUCUCGGCCUGGACAACGAUACCCUCGACAUAUUUGGCAUUGACCCUCUCUGGCAGGAUGACGGAAGAAUUGUCCGGUGGGAUACUUUUUGGAACUUGCCCGUGGACCAAUUCGAUGCCGAGACGCUUCUGCCCCUGGGUUUGUUUUUCAAAUCUGACGUGACUGGCCGCGACCCAAGCCAAUGGAAGCUAGAAGGAUGGUUAUAUAACGGCGUCUACUACGAAACUACUGAAGACUUCCGCAACGCUUAUUGGAGUGACGGGUUCGAGAAGCUGGGCGCUAAUGUCGAAGACGCCUGGGCUCAAACCGACCAGCAGGGUCCUGUCAUGCCAAUGGAUACUCUCUUCCCUCCAACAAUGGUUGCUCCAGCAGGCUCACGAUUCGGUGUCGACUCCAAGGAAAAGUACGUCGAGUGGAUGGACUUCAGCUUCUACAUAGGAUUCUCGCGCGAUACCGGAAUCUCACUCCAUGACAUUCGUUACAAGGGAGAGCGACUGAUAUACGAGCUGGCUUUACAAGAGGCCCUUGCUCACUACGCUGGCAAUGAUCCCGUCCAGUCUGGAACGUCUUACCUCGAUACGUACUAUGGCUUUGGGCCGUACGCCUUUGAACUCGUGCCGGGAUAUGACUGUCCGACGUACGCGACAUACCUCAACACAUCCUUCUACGUUUCUGAGACAACGCACACCCACGUCAACAGCAUCUGCCUGUUUGAAUAUGAUGCCGACUUCCCCAUCCAGCGCCACAGCACCAAGAACUACGUGACGGUGACUAAGAAUACCUACUUCUCUGUCCGUUCCGUGUCUACAGUCGGCAACUACGACUACAUGUUCACCUAUACUUUCUUCAUGGAUGGUUCGAUGGCAGUCGAGGUCCGUGCCUCCGGCUAUAUCCAAUCUGCCUAUUUCGCCCAAAAUCAAGACUACGGAUUUCAGAUACACGACCACCUGAGCGGAUCGAUGCAUGAUCACGUGCUCAAUUGGAAAGUUGAUUUUGACAUCCUCGGCACAGACAAUAGUGUUCAGCUGAUGACUCAGAAGCCGGUUACAACGACGUAUCCCUGGUCAGGAAACAAAACUCGCAAUACGAUGAAGCUGGAGCGGUCUUUUAUCGAGACUGAAGAUGACGGCCGCUUCAAUUGGGAUUUCAAUGGACAAACGCAGGUGCUCGUUGUGAAUCAGAACGAAACCAACCAAUAUGGUGAAUAUCGCGGAUAUAGAAUCUUACCAUAUACCGGCCUAGCGCACUUGACUGUUCAGAACAGCAGCAACUUGGUCAAUGCAGCGCAUUGGGCGGAGUAUGAUCUGCAAGUCACGAAACGCAAGGACACUGAGCCCAAAAGCGCCCACGCGUACAACAGCCAAGACGUACACGACCCUCCAGUCAAUUUCGAGACGUUUUUCGACGGCGAGAGUCUAGAGCAAGAAGACCUGGUCGUCUGGUUCAACCUGGGAAUGCACCAUGUUCCGCACACUGGCGACCUGCCUAACACAGUGUUCACCACGGCUCACUCCGGAAUGCAAUUCAUGCCAAGCAAUUACUUUACCAUUGACCAGAGCCGCAAUACUGUUAACAUGGUUCGCAUCGACUACAGCAAUGGCAAUACUUCUGCGGUGGAGCUGUUUGGCCAGAAGGUUGAAUCAGAAUCAUGCGAAAUUAACUACGCACCAGGCGAGGCCGAUCUAUGGGGUUACACUGGCGAUGUAGUUGUGCGCAAGUUUCCUUAUGAUCCCAAUAAUCCUUACUUCGAGACGGACUCGAUUGUGUAA